Molecule: messenger RNA, 2948 nt
Organism: Cyclopterus lumpus (lumpfish)
Lineage: Eukaryota; Metazoa; Chordata; Actinopteri; Perciformes; Cyclopteridae
Gene: elac2
Product: elaC ribonuclease Z 2
Exons: 24
Coding region: 149-2746 (865 amino acids)
Biological process (GO): mitochondrial tRNA 3'-end processing
Cellular component (GO): mitochondrion
Molecular function (GO): 3'-tRNA processing endoribonuclease activity
Source: RefSeq, a predicted model, not a curated record
GGUCUCCCAUGUGUCACCCAACCUCUAAAAUCUCGCUGAAUGUGCACCCAGCUCCCUUUAGGUAACUUUUAAAAAGCGUGGACAUGUACAAACAAGCGUUAAGUUACUAAUCGGGGCUGUUUAUUUAAAUUAUCGUAGCGUAUUUAUUAUGAAUACGGUCCGUUUGAAGCUCAGGUCCUUCACACUUCUGUAUAUUAAAGGCAGAGCUCUCUCUGCUGCUCCUCCGGCUGUCACGAGCUCUUCUUUUCCUCCUCGCCGGACUGUCUUCCAGUUUUUCCGAACAAUGGCUACUACUAAUGACUGCAACACCCCGGAGACGAGACCGCCGCCGGGCCUGAAGAAGGCCAAGCACAAGGAGCCGCUGCGCCGGGUGAAAACCAAAGAGAACCGGGGCAAGCGAGGCGACGUGCACGGACCGUCCACGGUGUACCUGCAGGUGGUCGGCGCCGGGAGCAGAGACAACGCCGCGUCCCUCUACGUCUUCUCCGAGUACAACAGGUAUCUGUUCAACUGUGGAGAAGGAACCCAGCGGCUCAUGCAGGAACACAAACUGAAAGCGGCUCGGUUGGACAACAUCUUCCUGACCAGACUGAGCUGGGAGAACGUGGGAGGUUUAUCGGGGAUGAUAUUAACCCUGAAGGACACCGGCGUUCCAGAGUGCGUUCUCUCUGGACCUCCACAGCUGGAGGACUAUCUGAACGCCAUCAAGUCGUUUUCUGGCCCUCUGGAGGAGAUCAAGCUGUCGGUCCGACCGUACACUGCAGAGUCGUACACCGACGAGACGAUGACCGUUCAUCAGGUGCCGAUAUUCGCUGACUUGAGGCCCGAUGGCAGAAAGCCGUCCCCCAAGUCGGCCGGGAGCAGCCCCUCUCGUAGCCCCGCCUCCCCCGGGAGAGACGGCGUCCACGGCAACAGCAGCCGUGGAGACGGACGCAAUGACAGACGGAGAGCAACUCGAGAUAAUUCUUUGGUGGUUUCCUUUGUAUGCAAACUUCAUCCCAAGAAAGGAAACUUCUUGGUGUCUGAAGCGAAGGCGCUCGGUCUGCCCGUAGGCACCGCGGCCAUCGGCCCCCUCAUCGGAGCUCUGAAGGCCGGGAAGAGUGUGACGUACGAAGGCAGAGAGAUCCGGCCGGAGCAGGUCUGCACCCCCACUGACCCAGGACCAGUCUUCAUCAUCGUGGAGUGUCCGUCGGAGGAGUUCGUCGAAGCGGUUUGCAGCAACCAGCAGCUGAGCAGAUACCAGACGGGGGCGACGGAGGACUUGGCUGCGCUGGUGGUCCACUUGACCCCCGAGUCCGUUCUGUCAACGGACCAAUACAAGCGCUGGAUGGAGAGGUUUCCGUCCACAACAGAACACCUGAUCCUGAAUGAACAAGUCCGAACGUUCCACAACGUCCGAAGUCACAAGAUUCAGGCCCAGCUGAACGUGAUCCACCCGGACAUCUUUCCACAACUCAAGUCCUACCAAUCAACGGAGGCUCCGGCGGCGCUGCUCGUCCCCACCGUCAGAGCCGAGUGUCUGCUCAAGUUCCAGCUCAGACCCGUCAUGGAGUGGCAACGGGAGGCCGUCCCCUCCUGCAACACGGAGGAGUUCGUGAAGGAGGCUUCAGAGGUCCCAAACUUUCUGGAAGAAGUGGACAAGUGCAGGAAGAUUUGCUCCGCUGACGGCGCAGAGCUUCCUGGGAAACCAGGAGAGAAGCACCCGGAGGUGGUCUUCUUGGGGACCGGAUCCGCUCUGCCGAUGAAGAUCAGGAACGUCAGCGGCACGUUGGUGAACAUCAGCCCGAGUCAGUCGCUGCUGCUGGACUGUGGCGAGGGAACCUUCGGCCAGCUCUGCAGACACUACGGCGACGCCGUGGACGACGCCCUGUCCAAGAUCUCCACCGUCUUCAUCUCGCACAUGCACGCCGACCACCACACGGGGCUGCUGAUGUUGCUCUAUCAGAGGGAACGAGCACUGACAACGUUGGGAAAGGCGUUCAGCCCCGUCUACCUGGUGGCGCCGGUCCAGAUCAUGACGUGGCUCAACCAGUAUCACGACUACUGCGAGGAGAUCCUGGACCACAUCAACUUCAUCCCGAACAAAGUUCUGGUCGGCGGCGGCGAGAUGCCGAAGCAGAGGACGCAGUCGUUCAUCCAAGCGCUGCUGAAGGAGAACGACUUGGAGAAGUUCCAGACGUGCACCGUGCGUCACUGUAAGAACGCCUACGCCUGCAGCUUCUCCCACCGGUCCGGCUGGAAGCUGGCCUUCUCCGGCGACACCAUGCCCUGCGACGCCUUCGUGCACGCCGGAAAGAAUGCAACGCUCCUGAUCCACGAGGCCACGCUGGAGGACGGGCUGGAGGAGGAAGCUGUGGAGAAAAGACACAGCACGACCUCGCAGGCCAUCGGCAUCGGCAUGAGGAUGAACGCCGACUUCAUCGUGCUGAACCACUUCAGCCAGCGCUACGCCAAGAUCCCGCUCUUCAGCGGGGACUUCGACGACCGGGUCGGGAUAUCGUUCGACCACAUGAGGAUUUGCUUCGGGGACUUCAAGACCCUCCCCCGGCUCAUCCCCGCGCUCAAAACCCUUUUCGCCGAGGAGAUCGGCGAGAUGGAGGGAAGGCGGGAGAAGAGGGAGCUGAGGCAGCCGAGAGGAAGCGCCUUCGAGGGGCCGGCGGCGGCCGCCGUGAGCCGCGGUGCUAAAAGACACCAGCAGGAGGCGGCGACGCGCAGCGACGAGACCAAGAGGCUGAAAAGCAGCUGAGGCGGAAACAGACUUUUGAGUUAUUUUAUUUCCAUGAGUUGCUGUUUUUUUUAUUUACUUUUUUUUUUUUUUUUUGGCCUCAUGUGGUUCUCGUUGAAGAAAUAUAAAUGUAUAUUUCCUGCAUUGCGGUGUACGAAGCUGAGUUAUGAACGUAGUUUUUGUUUUUCAUUCGACAGAAUAAAGAGAUUCCACAGUUUGCUAA